This is a messenger RNA of Lycium ferocissimum, 2715 nucleotides long. Its product is annotated as 5-methyltetrahydropteroyltriglutamate--homocysteine methyltransferase-like. The record is from RefSeq and is a predicted model, not a curated record. NCBI's taxonomy places the organism in Eukaryota, Viridiplantae, Streptophyta, Magnoliopsida, Solanales, Solanaceae. The coding region runs from base 16 to 2532 and encodes 838 amino acids. Gene Ontology annotation, molecular function: 5-methyltetrahydropteroyltriglutamate-homocysteine S-methyltransferase activity; zinc ion binding. The transcript is spliced from 12 exons.
AACAAAUAUAGAUAUAUGAAAGUGGACAUGUUAACUACUGCUAAGAAAUUAAGUUCAUUAUAUAUGAAACAAAUUUCACCUCUAUUCCCCACACCUUCUUCUUCUUAUUCUUCGCCCUUUAUUAUUUCUUCAUCAACUUUAUUAUCAUUUGGUUCUUCUAUUUCUAUUUUCACUAACCCCUCUACCAACACACGUGGCACUCAAUUCUUGCGUUUCAACUUUCGUUUCAGUCCAAUGGCAUCUCACGUUGUUGGAUAUCCUCGUAUGGGGCCCAAGAGAGAGCUUAAGUUUGCGUUGGAAUCUUUUUGGGAUGGGAAGAGCAGUUCUGAGGAUUUGGAGAAAGUGGCAGCUGAUCUUAGGUCUUCCAUUUGGAAACAGAUGGCUGAUGCUGGCAUUAAAUAUAUUCCGAGCAACACCUUCUCAUAUUAUGACCAAGUCUUGGAUACAACUGCUAUGCUAGGUGCGGUCCCACCAAGAUACGGUUGGAGUGGUGGUGAGAUUGGUUUUGAUGUCUACUUCCCGAUGGCUAGGGGAAAUGCCUCCGUACCUGCCAUGGAAAUGACAAAAUGGUUUGACACCAACUACCACUAUAUUGUUCCUGAAUUAGGCCCAGAUGUUAAGUUCUCCUAUGCAUCACGAAAGGCAGUUAAUGAAUACAAGGAGGCUAAAUCUCUAGGCAUUGACACAGUCCCAGUCCUUGUAGGCCCAGUUUCCUUCCUCUUGUUAUCAAAAGCAGCAAAAGGUGUUGAAAAGUCGUUUCCUCUCCUCUCAUUGAUUGACAAGAUUCUUCCGGUUUACAAGGAAGUCAUUGCUGAACUGAAGGCAGCUGGUGCUAGUUGGAUUCAGUUUGAUGAGCCUACUCUUGUUAAGGAUCUUGAUUCUCAUCAAUUGCAAGCAUUUUCUCAUGCCUACUCAGAAUUAGAGUCAUCACUUUCUGGUUUAAACGUCCUCAUUGAGACAUAUUUUGCUGAUGUUCCUGCUGAAGCUUUCAAAACAGUGACCGCUUUGAAAGGUGUUACUGCACUUGGGUUCGAUUUAGUUCGUGGAUCUAAGAGUCUCGAUUUGAUCAAGAGUGGGUUUCCUUCAGAAAAGUAUCUCUUUGCCGGAGUAGUUGAUGGGAGGAAUAUUUGGGCUAAUGAUCUUGCUUCUUCUCUCAGUACCUUGCUAGCUCUUGAGAACCUAGUCGGAAAAGACAAGCUUGUGGUCUCCACCUCCUGCUCGCUUCUCCACACUGCAGUUGAUUUAGUGAAUGAAACUAAGUUGGAUGAAGAAAUUAAGUCAUGGCUUGCAUUUGCUGCACAAAAAUUGGUUGAAGUCAAUGUGUUGGCAAAGGCAUUGGCUGGACAAAAAGACGAGGCAUUCUUUUCUGCUAAUGCUGCAGCUCGCACUUCCAGAAAAUCCUCUCCUAGAGUGACUAACGAGGGUGUGCAGAAGGCUGCUGCUGCUUUGAAGGACUCUGACCAUCGCAGAGCUACAACUGUCAGCGCAAGGUUGGAAGCUCAACAGAAGAAGCUGAAUCUUCCUUCUCUUCCAACCACAACAAUUGGUUCUUUCCCUCAGACAUUGGAGCUAAGAAAAGUGCGCCGAGAAUUCAAGGCUAAAAAGAUCUCGGAGGAAGGAUAUGUCAAGUAUAUUACGGAAGAAAUCAGCAAAGUAGUCAAACUCCAGGAAGACCUAGACAUUGAUGUUCUUGUGCAUGGAGAGCCAGAGAGAAACGAUAUGGUUGAAUAUUUCGGGGAGCAAUUAUCUGGUUUUGCUUUUACAGCCAAUGGAUGGGUUCAAUCUUAUGGAUCUCGCUGUGUUAAGCCACCAAUAAUCUAUGGUGAUGUCAGUCGCCCAAAACCAAUGACUGUCUUCUGGUCUUCACUGGCACAGAGCAUGAGCAAGCGCCCAAUGAAGGGAAUGCUUACCGGCCCUGUUACCAUUUUAAACUGGUCUUUUGUUAGAGAUGACCAACCGAGAUUUGAGACUUGCUACCAAAUUGCUUUGGCUAUUAAGGAUGAGGUAGAAGAUCUCGAGAAGGCUGGCAUUAAUGUCAUUCAGAUUGAUGAAGCUGCUUUAAGAGAGGGUUUGCCUCUUAGAAAGUCCGAGGAAGCGUUCUACUUGAACUGGUCUGUACAUUCAUUCAGGAUAACCAGCUGUGGUGUUCAAGACACUACCCAGAUUCACACCCACAUGUGUUAUUCAAACUUCAACGACAUCAUCCAUUCAAUCAUCGACAUGGAUGCUGAUGUCAUCACCAUCGAGAACUCCAGGUCCGAUGAGAAGCUUCUUUCUGUGUUCCGUGAGGGAGUGAAGUAUGGUGCUGGUAUUGGCCCUGGUGUAUACGACAUCCAUUCGCCGAGGAUUCCGUCAACUGAAGAAAUCGCCGACAGAAUCAGCAAGAUGCUUGCGGUCCUUGACACCAACAUCCUCUGGGUCAACCCGGACUGUGGCCUCAAGACGCGCAAGUAUCCUGAAGUUAAGCCUGCACUAAGCAACAUGGUGGCAGCUGCUAAGCUCCUCCGCACACAAUUGGCCAGCACCAAGUGAGCUUGAGUUACCAUAAUCGAUCCAAUGUGAAAAUACCCUGGCUUUUUACUCUUAUAUGCAAGAAUUAGGGAGAAUACUUUUCUCCAAGAAAUAAAUGGUAGGUUUCUGAGUUCUGGCAAAUUGUAUGUUCUUUGAAAAAUUGUUUAUCAAUCUUCUGUACGAUCCUAAAACUUUACAUAAAUA